AUGUCGAAAGUGGACGCUUUGGCGAAUGUUUGGACAUCGGACGAUGUUGCGGCCGCAGCGGGCCACGGUAUCGGAGGAUGUGGCCGCAGCGGGCCGCCGUACCGUCUUCGAAAGACAGUUAAAUAUUAUUGUCAUGUGUACGGGUUAUCGCGGGGUCAGGAGUCGCCGCCGCUAUCGAGCGCCGCCGCCGCGUUCUGCCCUAGUGUUCCGACGACAAUGGAUUGGAAAAAUUGUGUCGUUUUUUCAUUUGCAUUUUUGCAGUGGGUUACAGCUACUGAAACACCAUGCGUGAUCGAGCUGGAGUGUGCGGAGUGUGUGCCGGACCACAUGCCGCUGGUGACGUCGCACCGCGCCAGCAACGGGUCCGUGCUGGUGCCGCACGGCGACGAGGUGUCGCUGUCGUGCGGCGCCGGCCGCCUGCUGGCCUACCCGCUGCGCGCCGCCGUCACCGCGCAGUGCGACGCGGGCAGGUACCGUGUGCCCGGCGACGCCGCACUCAGGCAUCUGCUCGAGCUGGGCUGUCAGGAAGACGUAUUUGAAGAUGUCCUUCAUACGGUGGAGCAUUGCGCGCCGCCGCUGCAGGGCCGCGCCUACCAGCUGCAGGAGGACGGCAGCACGCGCCACGUCGCCACGCUGUGCUUCGACGAGGACCGCGCCGUGGCCACCUUCGCACACGUCUCCAACGCGCCCGCCAACACGUUGCGUUUGCCGCCGCACCCCGACCAGCGGGCCCCGCUCACCCUAUUCGGGAACUUCAACAACAUGUUCGACUCCAAGACGAGGCACGUGGCCGAGAAACUGUACUCCGACGACGUCAGGAUGAACCGACGCCUGCACGAAAUUUUCAAACACGACAAGUUCUCGUUCGCGGAGCAAACCAUCACCGCGGGAAAACUACUCAGCGGCCACUACUUCGACGAUCAGAACAUGCGGGUGGCGGACUUCGUGUCCAACAAGGUGGCGGUGUGGCGCAGCGUGGCGGGCGGCAACCUGCGCCACCUGCAGCGCGACGUGGCGCGGCUCAUGAAGCUAUGGCGGCCGCACGGCGCGCUGCACGUGUACAGCGGUACGCACGGCACGCUGGCGCUACGCGCCGGCCGCCGCGAGGUGUUCCUGCAGGCGGCGCGCUUCCCCGUGCCGCGCUACCUGUGGACGGUGGCGCACGAUGCGGCGGGCGGCCGCGCGCUGGCCGUGGUGGUGCUCAACGACCCCUUUGUGGCGGUCAGCGAGAUCAGGGAGGCAGUGUUUUGCGAGAGCGCGUGCGGCGCCGUGUCGUGGCUGCAUGAGCUGAAGCGGCACCGCAACUACGAGAGCGCGCUGUACGGGCUCUCCUUCUGCUGCAACGUGAAAGACUUCACGGCCGUGGUGCACGAGAUGCCGGCUGCGGCGCUCGCCGGCGUGCGCGAGGGCCGCGAGGGGAUGUUGACGGAGCUAAACAUUCAG
Messenger RNA from Brenthis ino (lesser marbled fritillary), 1443 nucleotides. Lineage: Eukaryota; Metazoa; Arthropoda; Insecta; Lepidoptera; Nymphalidae. The record is from the annotation of a GenBank genome assembly.